Pistacia vera is the source of this 733-nucleotide messenger RNA. Its product is annotated as mRNA-decapping enzyme-like protein. Gene Ontology annotation, biological process: positive regulation of catalytic activity; deadenylation-independent decapping of nuclear-transcribed mRNA; deadenylation-dependent decapping of nuclear-transcribed mRNA. Bases 218 to 637 code for a protein of 139 amino acids. Gene Ontology annotation, molecular function: enzyme activator activity; mRNA binding. NCBI's taxonomy places the organism in Eukaryota, Viridiplantae, Streptophyta, Magnoliopsida, Sapindales, Anacardiaceae. The record is from RefSeq and is a predicted model, not a curated record. The transcript has 6 exons. Gene Ontology annotation, cellular component: P-body.
AAAACAAUUUCAACGUCAUUUUCUUAAAUCGAAACUUGGGAGCCGGUCAACUAAAUUUUCUCGUUUUGAAGAAGGUGAAGUUUUAAACAACUAAACAAGUGAAAAAGUAGAUCAAUUUCGAGUCUCGAUCCGUACUGUUCACAUUACUUGUCUUUGUCUCUCUCUUUCUUUCACUUUGAAACUCUAGGGUUCGGUUAGCGCCUAAAACGACAUUAAAAUGUCUCAAAACGGCAAAUUGAUGCCUAAUCUUGACCAACAAAGCACCAAACUCCUCAAUCUCACUGUUCUUCAGCGAAUCGACCCUUUCAUUGAAGAAAUUCUCAUCACCGCUGCUCAUGUCACCUUCUACGAGUUCAACAUUGACCUCAGCCAAUGGAGUCGCAAGGAUGUUGAAGGAUCUCUUUUUGUUGUCAAAAGGAAUACGCAACCUCGGUUUCAGUUUGUUGUGAUGAAUCGACGCAAUACAGAUAAUUUGGUGGAAAAUCUCUUGGGAGAUUUUGAGUAUGAAGUCCAGGUCCCAUAUUUAUUGUAUCGAAAUGCAUCUCAAGAAGUAAAUGGUAUUUGGUUCUACAAUGCACGUGAAUGUGAAGAGGUUGCAAAUCUCUUUAACAGGUACCAGGAGGGCUACAGGAACUAGAUGGUUGACCAUGCUAUACACUCAAUCCUUGAUAAGAAGAAUUCUCAAUGCAUAUGUCAAGGUGCCUCAAAAGUCAAUGGUAUCAUCUACUAAAAG